AUGGACGAAUUCAUGGAGUCGGUCGAGUCGUCCCUCCUCGCUCAGGGAAGGCCCACCACCCCCAUCCUUACCUCCAUGCCUUCUCACUCGCCGCCGCCAUCCGACGUUCCGGCGUUCCCGCCAAACCCUUUUUCCGACUCGCGCGCCCGACGCGGCGACUCCAUCGGCUUCGGCGGCAGCUCCUUUCACGAGUCGCCCAGUCGAGCCGAGUCCCCGUCUCCGUCCCCAUCCUUACCUCCUAUCACCACCUCUACCACCACCACCUCCUCCUCCGCGUCGUCCUCGUCAUCCGCGGACGCGGAAUGUCAGGAGGCGCCGGCGUGUGCGAUAUGCCUGCAGGUGCUGGGGACUAAGGGCGGCCCGUCGUCCCUGCCGUGCGGCCACAACGGCUGCCUCGACUGCCUCCUGCAGGUGCAGCAGUCGCAGGUGUCGCCGCACUGCCCCAUCUGUCGCGCGUCGUUUCGCAAGACGAUGGUCAUCAAGCUCAACUGCGACCUGCGCGACGCGCUGGCGAACAUUCAGCGGUCGCAGGACGAGGCUCGGCGCGCAGCGAAGGAACUGGAGAAGGAGAAGGAGCGCACGGAGGUCGCGGAGCGAGCGGCGGAAGAGGCGAGUGCGGCAGCGGCCGCUGCUAUGCGCGGGAGAGCCAUGCGAGUCCCGUGCAACACACCGCUCUAUCCGACUGGCGCCCAGCCUCCCUCCGCGCCCCUUCGCUCCGCCACCGGUCCCUCUCCCGGCGGGCCCAACUCCUUCCCCCCUUCCGCCGCCUACGGCGGCUUUCCCAGCCCCCACAACGGCUUUCCCGGCCCGCAAGUCGGCGGCGCCAUCGGCGGUGCGAUUGGCGGCGCGAUCGGCGGCGGGAGUAACAUCGCCUCCAGCAUCGGCAGCAGCGGCGCGCGCGCGAUGCGCGGGGUGUUUAGCAGCAUGGUGGAUCGUGUUAAAAGCCGCGCGCGCGAGCGCGAACAGUUCUUCUACGCCCCGCACCCCUCCGCGGCUUCCCCUUCUCCCGCCGGCGGCGGAAUCGGCGGAAGCGGCGGGGAUGAGGGGGACGAUGGGAGUCCGCCUAUUGAAGGCGCAUGGCUCCGCGGAAAAAACGGAAGGGGGGGAAGAUCAGAUGCAGCAGCGAUUCAGGCGCAUCCUCACUACCAAGGAUUCGUUAAUGGUAAAGCGCCUCCGCCAGGUUACGUGCAGGAUUACCAUCUACAGCAGCAGGGGCAGGGGGAGCAGGGCGGGCAGGGGGGACAAUGGGCGCCGCUGCAUGCGCCCAGCGCGCCCGCGCACAUGGACGGCGCGGGGUGGGGGGACGAUGCGGGGGAGGACGAUGGGGGAAACGGUGCUGGGCUAUGGGGACGGGAUGGAGAGGUUGAGCCCUGGGAAGGGGGGAUGGGGAGAGGGAUGGGCGGAGUGGUGGGCGGCGGAGUGGGCGGGCCGAUAGGGGGAAGGACGUUUGAUGAGCUGUGGGCGGCACUGCCGCCCGAGUGGGUGCCGGACAGUGGGUCCACGAGGUGCAUGGUGUGUGAGGAAGCGUUUCGGCCUCUCGUGCGCACCAGACACCACUGCAGGUCCGUUUUUGCUGCUGCUGCUACUGCUCCUGCCGCGGCUACCUUCUGUCGCUCCUCUUUCCCAGCUUGCGGGUCGUGUAAGGCACUGCUGCGUACCCAUGUUGCUGCCCUUGAUGUCCCCUCGCUCGCCUUCAACCUCACGCUCCCUGCCCUGAAUUUCCACCCCUCCCCUUUCCCGGACUCCCUACCCUCUCCCUUUACGUCAUUCUUGUCGCCCCGUUUCUCGACUGUCCUGCUUCCCCCUCCCGUUUCUCCUGCGCCCUCUCGCCCGUUUCCUGUUCCCUCUCCCCUUCUGCCCUUCCUCACUUCCCUCUUCCCCCUCUCUCCUCCUCUCUCCUUCCCCUCCUGCCACUCCCCCCUCCUUCCCCGCCCCUCUUCCGCGUCCACAACCCACAGGUUCUGCGGGUUGCUGCUCUGUCACAGCUGCAGCGCGCGCACGUGCCUGCUGCCCCCUCUCUUCCGCGAGUCCGAACCCCAGCGCGUGUGCGACCGCUGCUACGACCAACUGGAGCCGCUGCAGCCACAGCUCGUGGUCACAGUGGCAGGCGCAGCGCAGCGCGCGCUGCACGAUGUGACGGACGCCACGAGCGUGCGCGCGUGGGUGAACAACCCCCUUGCUUGGAGCCUCCAGGAGGAGAUUUUCAAGGCCACCAACACGCUCCGCGGGUAUUCUCAGGUGGGGAGGCUGAACCCAGAGCGGUCAAUCCCAGCAGCCGUGCUGGGAGGCGCAGUGGGGCUGGCGAUUCUGACGGUUGCCAAGGCGGGUGUGGGGGUGACGUACCGGGUGGGAACGGGGCUCGUGGUGUGCCUCAAACCCGACCGCCAGUGGAGCGCGCCCUCUGCUAUUGCUACUGCUGGCAUGGGAUGGGGCGCGCAGAUGGGUGGAGAGAUCGCGGAUCUGAUAGUGGUGAUCCGCAGCCUCGAGGCCAUGAAGGCCUUCUGCAGCCGCUACCACGUGGCGGUGGGCGCCUCUGCCAGCGCUGCUGCCGGGCCCGUGGGGCGCGCUGUGGAGGCGGACGUGCGCGCGGGUGGUACGGGCUUCUCUACGUGCUACACGUACAGCUGCAGCAAGGGAGCAUUCGUGGGCAUGUCAUGGGAGUCCAGCGUGGUGGCGUCAUGCUCAUCGGUGAACCGGCGCUUCUACGGCAUGCCAGUCUCCACCACCGACAUCCUCUUUGGCCGCAUCGCGCAGCCCACCGCUGCCCGCCCGCUCUACGACGCCCUCCGGGACCUCAUCCCUUCCAGCGUGGUGGCGUCAUGCUCAUCGGUGAACCGGCGCUUCUACGGCAUGCCAGUCUCCACCACCGACAUCCUCUUUGGCCGCAUCGCGCAGCCCACCGCUGCGCGCCCGCUCUACGACGCCCUCCGGGACCUCUACGACUCGCUUGCUGCCCCGCCCCCGCCGUAUGAGCACUGCUGCGCUGGCCCACCGGCUGAGGCUGUUGCUGCUUCCCGGGGCUGA
This is a messenger RNA of Closterium sp. Naga37s-1, 3024 nucleotides long. The record is from the annotation of a GenBank genome assembly. NCBI's taxonomy places the organism in Eukaryota, Viridiplantae, Streptophyta, Zygnematophyceae, Desmidiales, Closteriaceae.